Molecule: messenger RNA, 6097 nt
Organism: Alosa alosa (allis shad)
Lineage: Eukaryota; Metazoa; Chordata; Actinopteri; Clupeiformes; Clupeidae
Gene: sash1b
Product: SAM and SH3 domain containing 1b
Exons: 19
Coding region: 828-4907 (1359 amino acids)
Molecular function (GO): protein binding
Source: RefSeq, a predicted model, not a curated record
GGGACUCACAUGGGCCCUGUGUUAAUACUUCUAGACGUGGUUUGUUUUUAUUCUUGUGAGAAGUGAGCAGUUGUACAAGAAAACUCUGUGACGUCCACAGAUUCGCAAUGCCAUUGCAGAGAAUGCUGUCAAGAGCGCAUGCCACAUGAGCGAGUGAGUAGCCUAACAGAAGAAAUGAACAACGGCAAGCUCGCUGUCACAUCUCACUACGGAGAUAUGCCACCGUUCAAUGCCGGCGCCGUGGUUUCCAGACUUCUCUUGGGCUGAAAGCAGAAAUGGAAGGAUCGGUGGGUAAACCUUUUAUGUUUGCUUAUUUUCGCAUAAGAGAAGCUUUUGAAACCACUUUUCAUUAACGAGUUGAUUUAUUUUGCGAGCUCAACGGACGGAAAAUGUUACAUGGGCUUCAUUGACGAGAACAACAGUGGCGCAAUCAAGUCAUGCGUACGGACGCCAGACAUUAAACAAUGUGUCUCCACUAUUUUGUGUAACUGUCUGGGAGCGCCGGCAUGAGUUUACGGCUGAGCUAGAUCUCGUUGUUGUGCAGAUAUAUGUUUAAUAAGUCGCCUACUACUACUGGCACGUCCGUAUCAAAUGUAUAUGCGAUGCAUGGUACUCCGCACCUGACAGGAUUCAGAGGUACCAGAUUCCUGUUAGAACCUUAUUGACACGUCACCUGGAAGGUGUUCACACCCCGCCGGAUUAGUUUGGAAAGGAUGGAGCUGUAGGAACCAAACUGACUGCUUUGUGCCGCGACAUGCUCGAUUACUGAGCGCCGGAGAAUGUAAACACACACCUGAACCGAAGAGACUUUCCGCCGCUGCUCAAACAUGACGAGUAACGGCCCCAGCAUCGUUUUCGAGUGGCUCAAAGCUCUCCAGCUCUGCCAGUAUGUCGAAUCUUUCGUAGAUAACGGCUACGACGACCUGGAAGUUUGCAAACAGAUUGGGGAGCCCGACUUGGACGCUAUUGGCGUGUUCAAUUCGCACCACAGGAUAAAGGUGCUGAAUGCUGUGUCGCGACUGAAAGAGGAGGACAAGAAAUUAGCCCCGGGGCACUACUUCACCUUAGAACCGGUGGUUACGAUAUCAAACCCACACACAACAUCCCUCAGAAGUGAAGGCAACCAUAAGGACUCUAGAUUAUGGACAGAUUCCACAUGGGAUAGCAGUGGAUUAAAAUCCAGGUUCACCCCGGGAAACAACAAUCUAUUGCUUGGACACUGUCAAGAACCAGUGACUUACCCAAAGCUGAAACUGAAGAUCAUGAUAAGAGAUAAACUUCUGAAAGAUGGCAUCGACCUUGGCUGUCUACCCUACUCUAAAGAGGAUGGCUCUCUUGGGAACAUUGAGGAUCUGGCACAGGAGUACUCCGAAUACUACAGCACCUCUUACAGCGACGUAUGCAACAGGAUGGACGAGCUACGCAAGCGCAAGGUGGCGCAGGACACUGAAACGGCCAAGAUUGAGCCCAUCUCAACCUCUCUGCAGCUGAGAUCAGAAAUACAGGAAUCGCUGGGCUUCAACAGUGCCAUGUCCACCCCAGAGACUGAGAGAAAGCUGUCUAUGCACAAGUCCAGUUCUGAGGAUGGCAUAGGAGGAAAAGCUGACAGCAGAAAGAAGAACAAAUCUUUUUGGCAGAAUUUCCGCAAGUCGCAGAAGGGAGCUGGAAGACAAAUGUCAAAAGGCGGGGAGGACCUGGGCUUCGUGGCCAGUGAGAUCACCAUGAGUGAUGAAGAGCGGAUCCAGCUGAUGAUGAUGGUGAAGGAGCGGAUGAUCACUGUGGAGGAGGCUCUCGCACGGCUGAAGGAGUUUGAGAGCCAGAGCCGCCAGGCGGGCAGCAGCGACAUGGCCGAGUGGAACCACAGCUCCAGCCCCUCCAUCAACGAGUCCAACAGCAACUCGAGGGAGCAGUCCGACGACGAGCUCGAGGACUCCGUCACAUUCCGCAGGCUGCACAAGCUGGUCAACUCUACACGCCGCGUCCGCAAGAAGCUCAUCCGCAUCGAUGAGUCCAAGAAGCCUGGAUCUAGAGAGUGUGGCAGCUCAGAGGCCUCUCCCUCCACUGAGGAGGCCACACCCAUCUACUCAGGUGUGCAGAGGAAGCUGCUGGUCUCCCAGGGCGACGGGCUGGCCUCAGUGCUGCAGGAGCAGCUCUCGUUGGAUGGAGACUCUGACAGCCUGACCACUUCGCCCUCGUCCAGCAGCCUGGACACCUACAGCGGUCACAAGCUGAUGCGGGCCUUUGGGAAGUCCAACAGCAUCGGAGGCCUAGUGGGGACGGGAGGCGUAGCCGGGGGCAUGGCAGGCAGAGGAGCGGGCAGCCCCCUGGCUCUGGGCGUACUGGAGGCGGGCAGCGGCUCCUCUUUCUCGGAGGUGGAAGGGGGAAAUGAGGACAGAGCCCGUGAUGUCGCGGCUCUGCCACCACCAGGAGAUCGUGAGGGGCUAAACCCCAACUACCACGGGAGGACUUGUAGUUUUGGAGGGUUCGACCUCACCAACCGCCCCUUGUAUUCCCCCGGCACUGUAUGCGACCCCCAUGGUAGAGAAGACGAGGAUGGUCUGAGAGCGCUCUCUCGGUCUCCGACCCCCACGCGUGUGUCUCUGGGGAAGAAGGUCAAGUCUGUGAAGGAGACCAUGAGGAAACGCAUCUCUAAGAAGUACCACAGCUCGGCCAGUUCUGAACAGAAAGGCGAUGUGAUUGACAUCAUCAGCAAGCCGCCCAUGGGUACGUGGAUGGGCCUGCUGAACAACAAGGUGGGCACCUUCAAGUUCAUCUACGUGGACGUGUUGACCGAGGAGGAGGAGAAGCCGCGCAAGAGCAGCCGUCGCAGGAGGAAGGCCCGUCCACCCAAGCCCACGUCCGUUGAGGAGCUCUUGGAGCGCAUUAACCUCAAAGAACACAUGCCAACGUUCUUGUUCAAUGGCUAUGAGGACCUGGACACCUUCAAGCUUCUGGAGGAAGAGGACUUGGAGGAGCUCAAUAUCAGAGACCCCCAGCACAAAGCUGUACUCAUGACUGCUGUGGAGCUUCUACAGGAGUAUGACAGCAACAGUGACCCUGAGAGGGCAGGAGGCUCCAGUGGCUCCCAGGAGAAGCUGCUUCUGGAGGGGCCCGUCCCCACUGGCGACUCCCCCCGCGACUCCGGUUGCUACGAGAGCACCGAGCACCUGGAGAACGGGAGGAUCAAAAAGACAUCUUACUUAAGCAGGUCUUCGUCAGGCUUCGAGUCUAGCCACCUCCCUUCCCCCGAGUCCCCCAGCCUCCCCCUUACCCACCUCAGCCUCAUCCCUCCAGGGCAGGACCAGAGGCCCAACUCCCUCCCUCCCCGCACAGACACCAUGCAGGGCUUGGUGGAGGACCACAUGCUGGGAGCCCGCGCCCUCAGCCAGAGCUUGGACUCCAUGGGCAGCCACGCCGCCCUAGGGUUCAGGAGGUGCUACCAGUCCCCCGAGGAGUUCCACCAGGAGAGAGAGCUCCAGGAAGAGCCGAGUGGCAGCACAGAGGAGCCGGAUUCAAAAGGGCCGACUGAAGUGAAAAAGCUGGAACCUCCAUCUCCAUGUGAGGAAGAGGAACCCGAACAGCUGACUGCGCCAUGUGCGUCUGAAGCAGUGAAGCCGGUCCUGUUGUCUCUGCCUGAUGCGUGUGAUGCAGUGGUGGCCUCACCAUCUCCAGGGCCCUCUGCAUCUGAACCUGAAGAACCAAGUCAGCCCACUGAACCAUGUUCAUCUGCACCAGCAGAAGAGUCUCUCCAGUCUACUGCUCAUGUAGGGUCUGACAAGGAGGAGUCAACACAUGGCAGUGCAGCUGUAGUAUCCGAAUCCGACACACUGCCCUCUGCAAACUGUGUCUCUGAGCCAGCAGAGCCAUCACAGCCAAGUGUGUUUUGCUCUUCUAAACCAACACAAGCUAGUGCAUCUCUUGCAUGGGAAGCGGAAGAAUCAACACGGUCAGCUGCAGCUUGUGCAUCUCAAACAGAUGAACCAACACAUGAUGGCACAUCCCUUUCAUGUGAUGCUGAGCUGGCACAUUCAAUAGAGCCUUUUGAGUGUGAAUCAACAGAAAGGAUGCAGCCAAAUGCUCCAUCCUUACCAGAAACAACUCAGCCAUCACAGCCUGCAGUCCCUUGUGCUGUGGAGCUGGUUGGGGAAGGGCAGCAGUCUGAGACACUGACAGACAUGCCCCGUCCAUCAGCAGUAAAAGAGCAGUCUUUGAGCAGUCGGCCCCACAAUCCUCAGAGCCCUGUGACACCUGAGCAGGUGGAUGUAUCAUCACCUGCCCAGGUCACCGUCUCCAUGGAGGUCUGCCAGACUCGCAUCACAGUCACACCACCAUCCAAGAAACCUGCUGUCCAGAGGGGCACCAAGCCCCCGAUUCCUGCUAAACCCAAAGACUAUUUGCCCAGCAGCUGGAGCUCAAUACAGCCACCAGCCAGGGACCAUCAGCAGGUUCCUGCCGCUCACCUCACCACUGUCCAUUCCAGUCCAUCGGAGGAUCCCACCACUGCUACCCAGAGCACCACCCUGAGCUCCGGGGCGUCUGAGAACCUCAACCCGGCCGUGAAACCGCCCCGCCCUCCUCGGCCACCCCGCACCCCUGAACCUCCAGCACACAGGAAGCUCCAAGGGGCAGGAAGGAAGGGCACGCAGGGCAACAUGGGAUACUUGGAGGCCCUCGUGGAGGAGAAGCUGGCAGUGGAGGGGAUCUGCCUCUCUGAGGAGCCUUACUCUGACAAGCACGGCCGUUGUGGGAUCCCCCUCACUCUGGUCCAGAGGUAUUCGGAGGAGCUCAGCGAGGCUCUGGGGGACAUAGCCAGGGUCAUGGAGCAGAUCAGAGUCCAGCAGCUUCACAAGGAACACCGCAUGGCUAUCCCAUCCAAGGGGCUGUCCGUGGUGUGUCCCAUGAAGUAGCUAUCAGGAUUCCCUGCUGCCUCUCGGGGUGUAGGCCUGAGAGUUCAGCACAGAGGCUCCCUUAACUGGAUCCCUCUCACUCAAAUAGACCUUUCAGUGAUGCUGUGUUCACCUCGCUACCCAACAAAUAACUGCCAGCAUCCACACCACUGCCAGAAUAAUAUAGUUCCUCCAGACUCAGAACUUCAUGUAUAUGGCUCAAUUAAGGCAGUGAGUAAUGUCUAUGAGAUUAUCUGAACAUCUUUAAAUCCUUCCUGCACAUCUUCUUCCUGGUUAUCGUCUGACCCCCAUGGACGGCAGAUAUGGCCAGAGAUGGAUGUUUAGGCAUUUUUUAAGUGAGAUUAUGGUCAGAAUGGUCUCAAGUUGAACUGUUGAUAAAUACAGUUUGUGUUGACGAUGUGAGGAGUUCCCCAGAAGACUGACUGAUUUGCCCUGGCAGGGUGAGGGUAAAGAGGGUGCUCUUUAAGAGAAACAUACUCUUCAUUGAGAUGACCGGUGCAAGCAAAGAUGUGUUCUUGUUUCCAGUUAAGGACACUUUUUUUCCAUAGCACUUGUGAAAGGAAGAAUGCUUUCCCCAUUGACAGUCAAGAGGAAGUGACGACUGAGUGUAUGUUAAUAUUCGACACCUGACUAACCAUGGAAUAGAGCAUUAAAAUUCUUCUAAAUCAUUGAGAGACUUUUCAUAAAUGUUCAACAUGUGUAAAUGUUGCAUAUUUAACCACUGUAUUUGUGCAGUUUUAGGAAGAGGUGGUAUCAAUUGCUGCAUUUGUUUUAGAAUGUGUUAGCCAAAUUUGUAGUGUAGGCUAUACCUUUUCCUUGACUGUCCAGUGUUUAAGUGACUGCAGACCAUAAUAAACCUGAAUUGUAUUUGAUAGUAGCAUACAUGCCUUUUGUAGCUAUCUGAGAGCCUACAUGAAUUCAACAUCUAUAUGAAAAAUAUGGAAAAGAAAUGUAGUUUCAAGAUGUCCUACGUUACACAAUCAGAAUAGUUUAAUAAAUUAAAAAGAUGCAGUCAAAACACAGAUAAUUUAUUUUGUAUACAUCACACCAAUACAAGUACUGAUUGUUGUUAAUGCAUUAUUUUGAUCUACAGUUGUUUAUAAUUUAGCAUCUCCAUUUUUAUGACCAAUAGAUGCUGUGUGAUCUCUCAGUCUGAAUCAAGUCAUUUACAAAUAAAAGCUAUUAUGAAG